AGUGAUUUUUAAAUCAUGGCCGGGCUUAUCAAAGCAGCAUUGCUGUUCAAAAUAUUGGUUGUCCAAGGGAGCGUUUUUCACGCAAAAAACUACCUGAAAUCCUCAAACCAUGUUGAACGCUAUGAAAGUACAUAUUCAGAGUAUUCUGAUGACUUUGGCAAUGCUUUAAACUUUGAUGUCGGAGAAAAAUUCAUACCAAGAUUUAAACACAACCGUGUUGGUAAUCGGAAAUUGAUACCUGAUUGGUUUCGGAAACCGGAGCUCAUGGGACCAGUUGGCUAUAGUCCCAUUGGUUCAGUUCCCCAUUGGCCAUCACCUAACGGUCAAGGCAGAAUCGGUUUUCCAGCCAGGAGGAACCCGGAUAGUAACAGGAGGAACAGGUUGUGUCAAAACAUCAAGGGGUUGCCGACCCCUGAGUCAGGCUGUUGUGGUGUGGAAGCGACACGAUUCCCGAUUCAAGAUCAGUAUCCAGGUUAUCCCAAUGGUCCGCUCUGGGCAGGAUUAUUUAACGACCGCCAUCGACGGUCAACUGACAGCAAUGAACCGCCUCAUAAAAUGAUAAGAGGUAGGAUAGAACGUGGUCGAGCGACGGAUUUGCAUCAGCUGCCGUGGACGGUGCGACUGGCGAUCAACCCUCGGUUGAAGGGUCUGCACAGCCCGGACUACUGUGGCGGGACCAUCAUAAGCUCCCGAUAUGUACUCACUGCUGCCCACUGCCUGCAUAAUACAUUUAAAGACAUUUCGCAACUUGAAGUUUUCUUAGCUGAGUACGACACUAACACCUACCCAGAGGAUUGCAUCACGGGCAACGGAAAGAAGGACUGCAUUCACAAUAUAGUGAAGAAAGUCGAGCACGUGAUCAUUCACAAAGAUUACAACGACACCUACUUGCAGAAUGAUGUCGCACUCUUGAGGCUCAGCUCCGAUAUACCCUACACAGACUUCAUCAGACCAAUAUGCUUGCCAUCCCAAGACAUAGCAGAUGUAAAUGGUGAAAACAUCAUCAUCGCCGGAUGGGGUUUGGACGGCAAAAAGGAGACCAAUUUAAAACAGGCAGCGAAUGUCAACUACGUGUCAAAUGUAAAAUGUAAAGAACAGUAUUCUUAUAAAGAUGAUAGUAUGUUCUGCAGCAUCGGAGACCAUGGGGAGGAUAUAUGUCACGGGGACUCCGGGGGACCUUUGAUGGUGUUGUCGGAAAAUAAAUAUUUCCUGUCCGGUGUCGUGAGUGGUAAGAGAGGCGACCAUGAAUGCGGAUCUAGUGUGUCUUCUUUGUUCAAUAAUGUUUUCUUUCAUAAAGACUGGAUCGUUGAACAUGAAUCAGGUAGCUUCUUCCUUAAACCUAGUCUAUAUAACAGCUUUAGAUUGAAACAUAGGGUACAGUUAGUUGACAACCUCUCUAAGGAGAGGUCAAAAUACUGGUCUUGGUUGAUUGGCGAAAAGCUAUCCAUCAUGGUUCAGUUGACUCUUUCCUUAGCAGUGGUUGUUCUGUCAGUGCUAGGUCCAGCUUUUGCUGGAGCUGGAGGUGGUAGGCCCGGUUUUGGUCAAGUUGGCUUUGGGGAUGGGACCUGCUCAGCUAUCCAGGGUAUUCUCCCGGAUACGAAAUCAGGCUGCUGCGGUAAACACGCUGAAGGAGGAGGUUCAGAUGACAACAAUGAUGGUGGUGAUCAAGAAGAUAACAAUAACGGACCCGACGGCGAUGACGGCAAUGGACCAGUAGGCGGUGAUGGAAAUGACCUCGGACCAAUAGGUGGUGGCUACGGGCCGGGAGGCGAUGGUGACUUCGACUUUGGCCACGGAAAUGAUUUCGACUUUGGCCAUGGAAAGGACUUCGAUUUUGGCCACGGCAAUGACUUUGACUUCGGAAAGGGCAUAGACUUUGAUUUCGGAAAUAGGGAUUGGAUCCCUAACGAUUGGGGACUAGGCGGCAAUGGAAUUGGCGAUUCUGAUUUUGGACGAAAUAUGUUUAAUGGAGAAAAUCGUUUUAAGCGUUCAACCGAUAAAAAUGCUUCCGACAUUUCACCAGAUAAAUAUAUCAUUGCUGGCAAACCAGCAGGAAUAUUGCAGUACCCGUGGCUCGUCCAUCUUAACGUGAAGCUCCAGGACAAAAUAGUUGGCUGUGGAGGGUCUCUCAUCAGCUCCCGACAUGUGAUCACGGCGGCCCAUUGCGUUGAUUUCCAAAUCGGAAGUUAUGAAGAUGUAAGCGUCUACUUAGCCGAAUACAACACAAGGACCUUCCCCACCGAUUGCGUGGGAAGACAAUGUGUCAAAAAUAUGGUCAUACACCCGGACAGGAUAGCCAAGCACCCAAGGUACAAUCGCGAUGAACUCCACAACGAUAUAGCCAUGAUGAGGCUUAGCUCUGCAGCACCCUAUACUGACUACAUCCGCCCAAUUUGCGUGCCCCGUUUCAACAUAAACUCCGGCAAGUUCGAAGGAACCCCUCUGACCGUGGCCGGGUGGGGUCAAACAGAGUCCGGUCAACCAUCUACCAUCAAACUUCACACGCAAGUCGCUCAAGUGCCCUUAAACAAAUGCCGGCGGCAUUACCCUGAUAUCACUGAAGGCCAGCUCUGUGCUGCGGGGAAGAACGGCCAAGAUACCUGCAUGGGUGAUUCUGGAGGGCCAAUCAUGAUGGAACGGGAUGGAAUAUUCUACCUCAUUGGGCUGGUCAGUGGGAAACGCUCGGAUGCUGGAUGCGGAUCGCCGGUGCCUACCAUGUAUACCAAUGUGUUCGCGUAUACGAAAUGGAUUCAGGAUUUUAUGAGAAAAUAAGCCUGCAAGGUGUCUAAUCUCAUAAAGUUUUAUAUUUUUUUUUAUAAAAUAAAUUGUUUUUCAAAUUAUUUUUAAAAUUUAAAACCUUCAAUCGAAACAUAUAGAAUCAUUUAAAAAGUUGAUUUUUAACAGUUUUCAUGAAUAAUGUUUUCUUAUACAAUUUGGAAGUUAAUGCAUUAUGUAAUGCAUCAAAUGUAAGUUCUGGUCUAAUAAAACUGUUACAAAAUUUGA
This is a messenger RNA of Leguminivora glycinivorella, 3003 nucleotides long. RefSeq lists its product as uncharacterized. The transcript is spliced from 11 exons. Gene Ontology annotation, biological process: proteolysis. Gene Ontology annotation, molecular function: serine-type endopeptidase activity. Lineage: Eukaryota; Metazoa; Arthropoda; Insecta; Lepidoptera; Tortricidae. The record is from RefSeq and is a predicted model, not a curated record. The coding region runs from base 16 to 2772 and encodes 918 amino acids.